This is a messenger RNA of Coffea eugenioides, 2923 nucleotides long. RefSeq names its product programmed cell death protein 4-like. Bases 345 to 2492 code for a protein of 715 amino acids. The transcript has 4 exons. Lineage: Eukaryota; Viridiplantae; Streptophyta; Magnoliopsida; Gentianales; Rubiaceae. The record is from RefSeq and is a predicted model, not a curated record. Gene Ontology annotation, biological process: negative regulation of DNA-templated transcription.
UUCAGAUUUUCUCUCUCUUCGCUUUCAUCUCUCGUUGUCAAUAUAAAAAAUACAUAUAUAGAUAUAGAUAUAUACAGAUAGAGGGGGGAUUGGAUAUGGUAUCAUUUCUCUAGGGUUUAUAUAUAUAGGGAGAAACAGGAACACACAGUAGAGUGUGUUGCUGUGUGUGUGUGUGGGGAAAACUGGAAAAGACGGCGAUAAGGAGGAUCGAUUGGGAUUUGGUUCUGGUUUUCUUCUGCGGUUUUCUGCUGUCUUGGCUCGAGAUCCGAGCCAAGAUAACGCUGGAAACUCCGGCUCUCUCUUUUUCCUGAGUUCGCUCUGAGGGUUUGUUUGAUAGGUAAGAAAUGGCAUCUGGUGAGGGAUUUUUGACGGAGGAGCAAAGGGAGAUGCUGAAAAUAGCGACUCAGAAUGCGGAGAUAUUGUCUUCAUCUCUGAAUUCUCCGACUCCCAAGUCUCCAUCCCCGAAAGAGCAUCAUGUAAAGGCUCUGGGUGGUGGCAGGGCUUCUGCGGCUGGUGGGGCUUCGGUUAGGCAUGUGCGGAGAUCGCAUUCCGGAAAGUACAUUCGAGUCAAGAAGGACGGAGGAGGUGGUAAGGGAACCUGGGGAAAGUUACUUGAUACUGAUGGUGAGUUCCGUAUUGAUCGGAAUGAUCCCAACUAUGAUAGUGGGGAGGAACCCUAUGAGCUUGUUGGGUCCGCUGUCUGUGAUCCAUUGGAUGAAUAUAAGAAAGCUGUAGUGUCCCUUAUUGAGGAAUACUUCACCACUGGUGAUGUUGAUGUAGCUGCUUCCGACCUCAGAGAACUACGAUCAAGUGAAUACCAUCCCUACUUUGUCAAAAGACUUGUUUCUAUGGCGAUGGACAGGCAUGACAAGGAGAAAGAAAUGGCUUCAGUUUUGCUUUCAGCUCUUUAUGCUGAUGUUAUCAGCUCAGCCCAGAUUAGUCAGGGUUUUUUCUUGCUGUUGGAGUCUGCUGAUGAUCUUGAAGUUGACAUUCUGGAUGCAGUUGACAUUCUUGCCUUAUUUGUAGCUCGAGCUGUGGUUGAUGACAUUCUCCCUCCAGCAUUCAUCACAAGGGCAGGGAAAACUCUUCCAGAAUCCUCAAAAGGACUUCAAGUCCUGCAAACUGCUGAGAAAAGCUAUCUCUCUGCUCCACAUCAUGCUGAACUUGUAGAGAGGCGGUGGGGUGGUAGCACCCAUCUCACUGUGGAGGAAGUGAAGAAAAAGAUAGCUGACCUUUUGAGGGAAUAUGUUGAGAGUGGAGAUACCUCUGAAGCCUGUAGGUGCAUUAGGCAGUUGGGAGUUUCAUUUUUCCAUCAUGAAGUUGUGAAGAGAGCUUUGGUUCUAGCCAUGGAGAUUCGUACAGCAGAACCACUCAUUAGGAAGUUAUUAAAAGAGGCUGCUGAGGAAGGUUUGAUAAGUUCCAGUCAAAUGGUUAAGGGUUUUGUUCGCCUAGCUGAGAGCCUUGAUGACCUUGCCCUUGAUAUUCCUUCUGCCAAGACAUUGUUCCAGUCUUUGGUGCCUGUGGCAAUAUCUGAAGGAUGGCUUGAUGCAUCUUUCCUGAAAUCCUCAGGUAAAGAUGGGGAGGUGCAGGACAAAGAUGAUGAGAAGUUGAGACGAUACAAAAAAGAGGUGGUUACCAUAAUUCAUGAGUACUUUCUAUCAGAUGAUAUUCCUGAAUUAAUUCGGAGUCUGGAAGAUCUUGCGGCACCUGAGUUUAACCCGAUAUUUUUGAAGAAGCUCAUCACCCUUGCCAUGGAUCGGAAGAACAGAGAAAAGGAGAUGGCCUCCAUAUUACUCUCUACUCUGCAUAUUGAGAUUUUUUCAACUGAAGACAUAGUUAAUGGUUUUGUCUUGCUGUUGGAAUCUGCAGAAGACACAGCGCUGGACAUUUUAGAUGCUUCAAAUGAACUUGCUCUUUUCCUGGCUAGGGCUGUUAUUGAUGAUGUCCUUGCUCCACUGAAUUUGGAAGAGAUAGCCAGCAGGCUGCCACCAAAAUGUAGCGGGACUGAAACUGUCCGUAUGGCUCGAUCACUUGUAGCUGCACGUCAUGGUGGAGAGAGGAUUCUGAGGUGUUGGGGUGGCGGGACUGGCUGGGCUGUGGAAGAUGCCAAGGAUAAGAUACUGAAGCUCCUUGAAGAAUAUGAAAGUGGAGGUGUUGUCAGUGAAGCUUGUCAAUGCAUUCGGGAUCUUGCUAUGCCCUUCUUCAAUCAUGAGGUAGUGAAGAAAGCUCUGGUAAUGGCAAUGGAGAAGAAGAAUGAUAGGAUGCUGGAUUUGCUCCAAGAGGGUUUCAAUGAGGGGCUGAUUACUAUCAAUCAGAUGACCAAAGGGUAUGGAAGGAUCAAGGAUGGACUUGACGAUCUGGCACUCGACAUUCCAAAUGCCAAGGACAAAUUUGGUUUCUAUCUGGAGUAUGCUAAAGAAAGAGGCUGGCUCCUACCAUCCUUUAGUCUAUCUUACCCAGAAGCACCACCAAAUCUGGAUGCAUCUUCUUGAGAAGAAACUUCAGUUUGUUCUCCGUGUAUGUUGUUGCUUAUUGUCUCCUUUUUUGCUUGGUAAUUUCUGUUUCAGCGCAUCAGAAGUGGAUGAUUUUAGAAUUUUCAGAUCCCAUCUGAUGUUUCUUCCCUUCUGUCUCUCUCUCUCUCUCUCUCUCCCGUGCGGCCUCUUCUUAUGUGAUGGAGUUUAUCGAUGUGUAUAAAUUAGGUUCUUGUUUUUCAACAGUAGACUGAUUGUCUGAGAUGGGAAUGUGCUCUGUAUUCCUACCAGUCAAAGACAAUUUUAGCAUUUACUGUUUUGUUCUUUAGACACCUUGGAAGGAUCUUCCCCUUGCGGGCAGUGAACUCAGAUGAACUAGUGACAUUUUAUCUUUAGCUUUUAAGCUGAAUCAAUAUUCAAUACCGUCCAGCUUUUGCUGUUUCCCUUCUGAA